Acaulospora morrowiae is the source of this 500-nucleotide messenger RNA. The record is from the annotation of a GenBank genome assembly. Lineage: Eukaryota; Fungi; Glomeromycota; Glomeromycetes; Diversisporales; Acaulosporaceae.
CUAAUGGAAUUCGAUCCGGAAACUAAAAGGACGGGUCCAGUUACGACCAAAAUCAUAGCUGCCUGUAUGGACUCUUCGAUCUCUUAUGUUGAUCUGCUAAUACUUGAUGAUUGGACUUAUUCAUUAACCUUCAAUUCAUAUCUAUGCUCAAAUCAAUUCACAGUUUUAAUUAUGUUAGAGCGAAGGAAUUUGUUUCCAAAAGUGGCACAUGAAUUAAAAUCGUUGUGUCAACAACAAAAUCAACUAGAAAAUAUCGAACACAAAGAAGAGGUGUUCUUCAUGGGGACGGAAGCCGGUAGACUUGGUCAAGCGGCAAUUGACGAUACGAUAAGUUUGUUUGAAAACCUAAAGACAUAUCUAAAGGAAAUCUUGAGUGUAGAUUCCGAAGAAUAUGAUGAGAUGAUGAAAACCAUGAUAGAAGAAAUGAAGGAAUACAAUAGCUAUUGCUCAUUACUUAAUUUCAUUUACUCACGAUCUUUUCGUAUCACAUGGGACGAUUG